AAACAAAAGCAUCCCAUAGGAUCAGUGCAAACGGCAAUACAAAUCCCCUGUGACACCUUCAAAGAAUGAUUUGAAUCUGAAUAUGGACCCAAUUUAUGUUUAUCCAAAACCAUCUUUAGUCCUAUUAUAAACCUAUUUUUUAGUAAAAUUAUUAGUAAAUCUUUUUAAAAAACAGGGGAGAUAUGGAUGCUGCUGAUCAAGAACCCCCAAAACCAAGAAUUGUCAAGAUUAAUUCAACUGAAACAUGGGAUUCCCAUCUUCAACAAUCAAAAUCUGAUGGAACCCCUAUGGUGGCACAUUUUACAGCAUCAUGGUGCAUCCCUUCUGUAGCCAUGAACCCUUUUAUAGAAGAGUUGGCCUUAGUUUUCAAUGACAUAAUCUUUCUGACUGUUGAUGUUGAUGAUUUUAAGGAAAUAGCAAACAAAUAUGAGGUGAAGGCAAUGCCAACAUUCUUGUUGAUAAAAGAAGGUGUUGUAGUUGGGAGACUAGUAGGAGCCAAUCCAGAUGAGAUCAAGAAAAGGAUUGAGACCCUUCUUCAAUCCAACAGUCAGUUUGUGGUCUAGUGCUACUCUAACAAGUACCAUGAGUUUGUUUUCUUGUACAUUCCUAAUCAAUGUGUGCUGCACAACAUGGUUUGUGGACCCUUUGUGAUUCUUGUUUAUACAAAACUUUUUGUGAGAUUGGUUUGUGUUCACCCAAUUUGAUAUUUUGUGAGUGGUACAUAAAGCAUAUUGUCAA
Molecule: messenger RNA, 738 nt
Organism: Helianthus annuus (common sunflower)
Lineage: Eukaryota; Viridiplantae; Streptophyta; Magnoliopsida; Asterales; Asteraceae
Product: thioredoxin-like protein CXXS1
Exons: 3
Coding region: 183-563 (126 amino acids)
Source: RefSeq, a predicted model, not a curated record